GGUUUUUGUUGGUCAUCUUGUUUCUCUCCGUUGCACGCAUUUGAAAACAACCAUUUGAGUUCUCGGGAACCCAGUGAAUAUUUUGACAAAAUAAUGACUUUGAUCAGUCACUUUAUGAAUUAGACGAGUCCAUGUCCAUAUAACUUCCACCAUGGUGGAAAAUACAGAGAAAAUGUUGGUCCGCCUGACUCAGGACGGACAGCUGAGUGCCUUGGAGAAGCUGCUGAGCUCAGGCGAGGACUCGGCGGCGACUGACCGUCUCAGGAGCCAACACUUUGGCCGCUCGGGAGACACUUUACUGCAUUACGCAGCUAGACACGGCCACCUGGACGUGGUUAAUUAUCUGGUAAAGCGUGUCGGUGUGGAUGUGGAAGUGUACAACAACGACUACAAGAGGCCGCUGCACGAAGCUGCAUCCAUGGGUCACCUAGCAUGUGUAAGCUAUCUGCUAUCAGAAGGAGCCAAAGUAGACUGUCUGAAGAAAGCUGAUUGGACUCCUCUGAUGAUGGCCUCCACCCGGAGGAACAUCGAUGUGAUUCAGGAGCUCCUGUGUCACGGCGCCGACCCAUCCCUCAGAAACAAGGAUGGCUGGAACUCUUUCCACAUCAGCUGCAGGGAAGGAGAUCCAGUGGUAGUGAAGCACCUCCUUCAUGCAUCUCCAGAUGUCUGGAGGACAAAGAGUAAGACAGGCAGGACGCCGCUGCACACUGCAGCGAUGCAUGGCUGUGAGGAGGUGGUGAAGAUCUUGCUGCAGGCGUGUGAAUACAGCCCAGACACUAGAGACAGCUGCGGCGUCACUCCGUUAAUGGACGCUGUCAGAAACGGACAUGUCUCUGUGGCCAGGCUGCUGUUAGAACGCCACCAGGCAUCUCCAACAGCGCACGAUAAACUCGGGGCUCAUCUGGUGCACCAGGUCGCUGUCACUGGUCAGGAGGAGGCGCUGCGUUUUCUAGUGCAGGACCUGAACGUAGACAUAAACCAGAGAGCAACUGACCUCCAGCUGACGGCCCUUCACUACGCUGCCAAGGAGGGCCACGUGUCUACUAUUCAAACGCUGGUCAAACUGGGAGCUGAUGUUCAAGCUUAUGACAGAAAGAGAAGAAGUGCUCUUCACAUGGCCAGCAUCGGUCAACACGCAGCAGCAGUGAGGAUCCUUCUGGAACUUGGACUCAGAGACUCGGAGGAUGCCUCGGGAACGAGUGCACGGCAGCUGGCUAGGAAACAAGACGUGAUAAAAGUGUUUCAAAGCGGUUCGACAGAUCUGUCCUAGAAGAUGAUGUGAUGGUAGAAAUAUACAGAAAAGAAUCAAAAUAAAAAAAUAUUUAU
Cynoglossus semilaevis (tongue sole) is the source of this 1326-nucleotide messenger RNA. It is a transcript of the gene ankrd16, whose product is annotated as ankyrin repeat domain 16. The coding region runs from base 152 to 1270 and encodes 372 amino acids. Gene Ontology annotation, molecular function: protein binding. The record is from RefSeq and is a predicted model, not a curated record. The transcript has 7 exons. NCBI's taxonomy places the organism in Eukaryota, Metazoa, Chordata, Actinopteri, Pleuronectiformes, Cynoglossidae.